Messenger RNA from Hyposmocoma kahamanoa, 1437 nucleotides. RefSeq lists its product as uncharacterized. The record is from RefSeq and is a predicted model, not a curated record. Lineage: Eukaryota; Metazoa; Arthropoda; Insecta; Lepidoptera; Cosmopterigidae. The transcript has a single exon. The coding region runs from base 284 to 1075 and encodes 263 amino acids.
UAUAAUUCUUUAUCUGACACUGGCACAAGCCUAGUGACCCCCUUAAAGGAAAUAACAAUAAUUUGUGGUAGUUUCGUAAACUGUUCGUAAACAACAACAUCGAAACGACACUUGCCCAAGCAUAAAAUAGUGGCCGUCAUAUUGAAGGAAUACCAAAUCUCGAGGUAGUGUUAUAAUAAAGAAGUGACAGAGUGAUGGUGUACCGGAACUGAUAGAAUUGGCUUAGCGUAGCGGAUCACUUGAUACUGGCGAAAUCCGAAGAUAUAACGUAUUUGUGGUGAAAAUGACAGAUACCAACUCGUUUACGUCGCUUCUGGCGCUUGUGGACAGCCAUUUAUCGAAGACAAAAGUCUCCGAAAGUCGUUCGGAGAAUGGCAAUGGCACGCGUGAUCCCUUUCCUAUACCCUCUAUUGGGCUCAGCAAACAUCCCCAAACUGGUACAGUGUCAGACACAACUCUUUCAUUUUCUCCCGAACAGAGAUUGCCUAUUCCGCGAUUUAUGCUUGGAGAGAGUCCCAUACAGAGUGUCCUCAAUGAGCAAGUUGCCAAUAUGCUAAAAGCUAAGGAACUCCGACGACAGCAGGAGGAAGAAAAGCAGAGAUUAGCAGAACAGAUGAAAAAGAUGACUUUACAAGAAGAUGACGACGUCAUAGACUUAAUGCAGGCAUUGCAGAAACCUUGGGACACAGAGGCCUCAUUACAACCUAUGAAAGAGCAAACGCUAAGCAGCAGUAGCUCGUUUGAGUCUCUGUUUGCACCUAAAUUUGACUCCAUAGAUCUAGAUGAUGUUAGUGUCAAAGACAUAGCACUGCCCGAGCCUAAGCUGCCAUGUAAAACAGAUAUGUCUUAUAUUCUAUUUCAAAAAUUUAAAAGAGGGAAAUGUUCUGCAUUUGGUAGGGUUUUGAGUGCAAAAGUAAAACCAGUUGCCGCUCCAUAUUUGCAUGAGAAAAUCCAACAUAAUAUCAAGGUGUUUGACUUCAGCACACCGUCACCUGAUGACAUCAUUAAAGAGAAGCGAAGCUGGAAACCAGCCUGUAAUGCCUCAUACACGCCUGACAUAGUAGGGUUCAUUUGAUCUUCACCUGAUUGUCUUGGAGUGAAUUGGGUUAAGAAGAAGUAACACUUUGAAGAAAUUUAAUAAACUUGCAUAUAGAGCACUCUGGGGUUUUACAUGCCAGGCCCCAUCCAAUAAUAUAAAAUGAUAAUAAUUAUUAUCUGAUGAUAUUGUGCAAUGAACUUUUGUGUGACACUUGUAAUAAUGUAGUAAUAACAAGUUAAACGUAACAUAUAAUGUAAUAAUUAUUAUAAUAAUAAUAUGAUAAGGUCAUUUAUUAUUUCUGAACAUACACAAAAAUAUGAACAAGUGAUCAAACAUAGAGUUUAGAUGUGGGAGACAGGAACCCAAAUUAUAAUCUUGUGCUUAAGUAUUGCUAGCUU